Molecule: messenger RNA, 198 nt
Organism: Fusarium venenatum
Lineage: Eukaryota; Fungi; Ascomycota; Sordariomycetes; Hypocreales; Nectriaceae
Source: RefSeq, a predicted model, not a curated record
AUGUCUGAACCCGUAACGCACCAACAUCACAUACCUCUCCGCCAUAUCACAGAUCCAGCUAAGGUUCAAGAGGUGCUCGAGAAGAUUUAUGGAGCUGGUAAUUUUGAGGCUACUUGGAGUGAAGGGGCUAUAGAUGUUAUGGCAGAGCAGGAGAAGCCCCAGAAUCUCCUAGGAAAGCUUCAAGAGGAAGGAUGUUGA